Trichobilharzia szidati is the source of this 924-nucleotide messenger RNA. The record is from the annotation of a GenBank genome assembly. Lineage: Eukaryota; Metazoa; Platyhelminthes; Trematoda; Strigeidida; Schistosomatidae.
AUGCCUAUUCGUAAGGAGACUACUCGUCACCAUCUCAGGGAAAUAACACAUAAGGAGAGAAUUCAAAAAGCUAAAGAACGUAGAAUCAAACGUAAACAAAGGAAGGAAAGUGGUACACCUGCGGGAAUUCCUCAAACUCUUGAAUCACUUCGGACGGUGGAUGAAACUAUUGUUCCAAAGAAUGAUGACGAAGUGAUAAUCGAACAUGAAACAGAUGAGCUUUCACCUAUUUUCAAUGGAGAAGUAACUCCGAAAAUUUUACUAACUUAUUCUGAUCGUGUUUGUCCUAGAACUAUUGGAUUUUGUAAAGAACUUAGCAAGGUUAUUCCAAAUGUCCAUGUUACUGCGCGUUGGCAUUUACCUCUGAAGAAAAUCAUACCUUUAGCCAUUGAACGUGGAUUCACAUGUUUGUUAAUUGUAAACGAAGACCAAAAGAAGGUUAAUACUGUAGUUAUUAGUCAUUUACCUAACGGACCGACGGCUACAUUUCGUUUAACUAAUGUGCUACUUCGUCGAGAAAUGCGUUCCAAUCGAAAAAAUAAAUAUAUUGAGUCUAAUGUUAUACCUCACUUGAUUACUACACGUUUCAUGACACGUCUUGGUCUUCGUACUGAACGUAUUUUAAGCGGAAUGUUCCCAGAUAUAAGUCGCCAACCACCAGAACCACACAGUAGAACAAUUGUUUUUCACAAUCAAAGAGAUUACAUCUUUUUCCGUCACUACCGUUAUAUUCAUCAAAAUACUGGUGUUAACGAGGAUAAAAAUGGCGAGAAUGAGCAUAUCGUAAUGAAUGAAGUUGGACCAAAGUUCACCCUUAAAUUACGAUCAAUUCAGUUAGGCACUUUUGAUAGUCAAUUCGGCAGCUAUGAAUGGGUGCGUAAACGAACCGAAGUUGGCAGGAGUCGACGAACAUUUGUUUUAUAA